GGGAGGGACCGGAUAAACCGGAGCGGCGGCGGCGGCGGGAGGGACCCGAGCUCCGGCGGGCACCGAGCGGCCGCGGGCCCGGCCCGAGCCACCGCGAGAGCGCUCCGGCCUGCGGGAUCAGUGAGGCCGCGGCCCGGCCUAGGGACCUAUAGAGCCCCUAACCCCGGCCUGGGGACCCACAGAGCCCCAUAGAGCCCCCAGGCCCGGCCUAGGGACCCACAGAGCCCCAUAGAGCCCCCAGGCUUGGCCUAAGGGACCCAUAAAGCCCCAUAGGGACCCUUAAGGACCCAUAAAGCCCCAUAGGGACCCAUAAGGACCCAUAGAGCCCCCAAGCUUGGCCUAAGGGACCCAUAGAGCCCCAUAGGGACCCAUAAGAACCCACAGGGACCCCAAGCCUGGCCUAGGGCCCCAUAGAGCCCCCCAGAGCCCCCCAGGGACGCCCGCGGGCCGCAGUGCUCGGUGCCGGCCGCGCCAUGGAGGGGGUGCACGUGGCGGGGCUGCGCUUCGCGGCGCUGCUGCAGUCGGGGCCACCGUGGCUGGAGCCCGCCUGGGUGGCGCUGAGCUCCGCGGCCGACCCCCGGCACCUCUUCACCGCCGCCUUCCCGCUGUGCUGGUGGCUGGGCCCGGCGCCGGGUGCGGCGCUGCUGUGGGGCGCGCUCGUGGCCGAGUGGCUCAACGUGGUGCUCAAGUGGCUCCUCUUCGGAGAACGGCCCUUCUGGUGGGUCCAUGAGUCGGGAAUGGCCGCGCGGGAGCCGCUGGGGCUGCGGCAGUUCCCUGUGACCUGCGAGACCGGCCCGGGGAGCCCCUCGGGGCACUGCAUGGUCACCGGCGCCGCGCUGUGGCCUCUCGUCUCCGCGCUGAGCUCGCUCGUGUCCGCCCGCUCCGGGAGCCCGGUGCUGAGGAUCAUCCCCUUCGCUGCCUACAUCCUGCUGAUGGUGGCCGUGGGGCUCUCGAGGGUCUUCGUCCUGGCCCACUUCCCCCAUCAGGUGGUCGCCGGCAUCUUGGCAGGGGCAGUGCUGGGCUGGGGGCUGCAGGGCCGCACCCCGGGGUCCCCCCGCGCCUUCGCCUGCGCCGCGCUGGUGCUGCCGCUCAGCGCCCUCAUCCUGCGCUGGGUCCUGCGCGCCGCCGGCCUCGACAUCGACUGGUGUGGGUCCCCGCCCCGUAGCUGUGUCCCCGCCCCAUGGCUGUGUCCCCGCCCCACGGCCGCUGUCCCCCGCAGGUCGCUCCGCCUGGCCGCGCAGUGGUGCUCCAGCGCCGCUUGGCUCCGCCGCGACUCGCGGCCCUUGGCCUCGCUGUGGCGGGACGCGGGCAGCGCGCUGGGGCUGGCGCUGGCGGCCGCGAGUCCCGCCCCGCGCCUGGGCCCGUGGCAGCGCCUCGCCGGGGCCGCCGCGGCCGUGGCCGCCGUGCAGGGGCUGCACCGGCUGCGGGAGCCGCAGGACGCCACCCUCUGGUACGGGAGCAGCGCGCUGCGGUACGCGGCGGGGCCCUGGAUCGUGGCCUCGCUGCUGCCGCGGCUGCUCGCGGCGCUCGGCCGCGUGGGGGGCGCCCCGCACCGCGAGUAGCGCCCCCCAGCGCGGGGCCAGACCCCAGCACCUUCCACCCCCCGUUCGCCCCCCAGCGCUCCCCAGUCUGUGCCGCUGCAGCAACCGGGGGGGUCACCCCGUUUCUAACCAAAUAAAGGCUGUUACCAACCGCC
Strigops habroptila (Kakapo) is the source of this 1696-nucleotide messenger RNA. It is a transcript of the gene G6PC3, whose product is annotated as glucose-6-phosphatase catalytic subunit 3. Bases 474 to 1562 code for a protein of 362 amino acids. Gene Ontology annotation, cellular component: membrane. The record is from RefSeq and is a predicted model, not a curated record. Gene Ontology annotation, molecular function: glucose-6-phosphatase activity. NCBI's taxonomy places the organism in Eukaryota, Metazoa, Chordata, Aves, Psittaciformes, Psittacidae. Gene Ontology annotation, biological process: gluconeogenesis; glucose 6-phosphate metabolic process. The transcript is spliced from 6 exons.